Diospyros lotus (date-plum) is the source of this 604-nucleotide messenger RNA. Its product is annotated as TPD1 protein homolog 1A-like. Lineage: Eukaryota; Viridiplantae; Streptophyta; Magnoliopsida; Ericales; Ebenaceae. The transcript has 2 exons. The coding region runs from base 89 to 481 and encodes 130 amino acids. The record is from RefSeq and is a predicted model, not a curated record. Gene Ontology annotation, biological process: cell fate determination.
AGUUAACCCUAACAUCCUACCAUAAACAAAGCAUCUCUUCCAAUCUUCUUGUCAAAUAACAUAUACUUAAUAGUGAUCAUCUUCUUCUAUGGCUGCCACCAUCAAGCUUCUUUCCCUACGACUAGCUCUCUUCCUUUGUCUCCUUAGCCCGGGCAAAUCAACAAGCAGUUACAUAUGCCGACAUGUUCCAGGGGAGAUUGCGAUCGCCCAAGCUCGGACUGGAAAGCUGAUAAAAGGCAAGCCAGAAUGGAAUGUGACGUUUAAGAACCCAUGCAUCUGCACCCAACUAGAGAUCUUUCUUACUUGUACUGGAUUUAAGACUGUUGAGAAGAUUGAUAGUCGUACCCUCCUCCUCCUUAGAGGUCGAUGCCGCCUCUAUGAUGGUGCCCCCAUCUAUGGUGGUCAUUCUUUGAGCUUCAAAUAUGCUUGGGACCACCCAUAUGCGUUCAAGAUUGCUAAUGCUACCAUAGCAUGCUCCUAAUUAAUUAUUAUAUGACAAAUAGCAAUAAUUAGUUUUCCGAGUUCGUAUAUAUAUAUGGCUCCCUUGCCUUCCAAUCAGCAAUUGUCUAAAUGUGGUAGCAUUAUAUAUGAGUUCGACUUUCCA